Molecule: messenger RNA, 673 nt
Organism: Orussus abietinus
Lineage: Eukaryota; Metazoa; Arthropoda; Insecta; Hymenoptera; Orussidae
Exons: 2
Coding region: 314-655 (113 amino acids)
Source: RefSeq, a predicted model, not a curated record
UCAUUCAUAACUUCAUAGGAUUAUAAUAUAUUUGGCGCGAAACUCUACGGCGUUUCCAAAUGUAUGAAAAGAAAUAAUUUAAGGAAAGAAUGUAUUUGGUCAUCUUUUACCGUAUCGGAUGGAGGGAAUUAUGCGAUUUAUUACUUUCGUGACAAAUGUAAGGACACGCGAGUGCUCGUCGUGAGGACAAACGCAUAAAGAAAUUGCACUUCUUAUCCCGUUGCGAUAAUAUUAAAACGAAAGGCUUGAAUCUAUAAAUCACAUAUAUACGAAUACACUCGUUUUCUCUACGUAACUUUCGGCAGUAUUUGAAAUGAAAAUAUAUUUGAUAAUAGGCGAUUCACCGAGUGGGAGCACAGCAGGUGUUAGAAGAUUCAAGGCACGCCACCUAAUGUUAUGUUUUAUAGUUGGUCUCGUGCCAACAAAAGCUGAACCAGUGUUACCAACUGUGUCUAGUUCUACUCCAAUUCCUAGUCGACGAAUUAGCAACAGCGGUCGAACCUGUGAAACCGAAGACUGCAAAAUUAUAGGUGAGAAUUCGAGGUGUCUACACUUAAAACGUAUCCAUGAUACAACGGAAACAAUGUGUGCAUCCAUGGAAGUCUUAUUUUUGACUCAUUCUGUACCAAAACGCCACCAUAUCGCAGGGUAUUAAAAGUGUCAUUAUUUGGUU